This is a messenger RNA of Alligator mississippiensis (American alligator), 3115 nucleotides long. RefSeq names its product beta-1,4-N-acetyl-galactosaminyltransferase 1 (gene B4GALNT1). NCBI's taxonomy places the organism in Eukaryota, Metazoa, Chordata, Crocodylia, Alligatoridae. Gene Ontology annotation, molecular function: hexosyltransferase activity. Gene Ontology annotation, cellular component: Golgi membrane. Gene Ontology annotation, biological process: ganglioside biosynthetic process. The coding region runs from base 423 to 2051 and encodes 542 amino acids. The transcript has 11 exons. The record is from RefSeq and is a predicted model, not a curated record.
CAGGGAAGAGUGGGGGGCACUGGCGUUCCCUGCUCCAGCUGCUGUUCCCCUCCUGCCAGAGGCCUGUAGAGGAGGGGCAGCUGCCCCUGCCCAGGGGGCUCCAGCUGGGGCCGGCUGGGGGGGCCGGACAGGCCCAUUAAAAGACUCCUGGCAGCUGGAGCAGCAGUUUCCAAUUUCCUGUCUCUGUUGAUCGCUUGCAGCAGCGGGGGUUGGGGGGCGGCCUCCGGCCUGGUGCCUCCCAGUCCAGUCCUGGAGCCAGCGGGGGGGGGGGGGCACCGCUCAGCUGCCGGCAGGGCCCGAGGCCGUGGGGCAGGAGGUCCCGAUCUUGGGCUCUGGAACAGAGCCUGGAACAGCUGGCUUGGACUUGCCCAUCCCCUGUGCAGCUGGGCUUGGCAGCGGGGCCGGGACCCAUCCAGGUGGGUAUGGUGCCAGGGGCAGCGGGAGCCGGGGAUGGAACAAAGAGGCUGUGUUUGUACAACACCAGGAUGCGGGCGGUGCAGAAAUCAAUGUGCGUGCUGCUGGUGGCCGCGGCCUCGCUGGCUGCCCUGUACCUGCACGUCUGGACCCCUAAGGGCCCCGGGGCCGUGGACCUGCGCCGACGCCCCCUCGAGCCCCCCCCGGCACUCCCGGGCCCCUCCCAGCAGUAUGCCCACAUUGCCUUCCACCUCAAGCAAGACGUCCUCGAGCAGCUGCCGCGGAACAGCUGCUCGUGCACACCAGGCCUGGGGCUGCGCCUGUUUGGGCCAAGCUACACACUGGAUUUCACCACUGCCUUCGGCCCCUCCGAGCUGCCAGGUGUGCAUGGCCAGCGCGAGCGCCAGUACCAGAGCGACCAGCUGCGGGCCCAGUCUCCAAUAGACCAGCUCCUCAUCGUCCGUGCCAACUCCCCGCUCGAGUACCCAGCACAGGGGGUUGAGGUGCGGCCCCUCCACACCAUCCUCAUCCCAGGGCUCAGUCUGCAGGCAACCGGCAGGAAGCUGUACCAGGUGAACCUGACGGCCUCCAUGGGCACCUUCAACAUGGCAGCCACGGUGGAGGCCGUGGCAGUGCAGGGUGAGGGCGAGCACAGCCUCUCACUGGCAGGCACCCACCUGGACCACCUCAACCGCCAGCUGCAGUUCAUCACCUACACCAACACCCUCUACCACCCCAACACGGCUGACACAGUGCAGUUUGCCACCGACGGGCACCAGGCCACGUUCUCCAUCCGGAUACGCCACACGCCCACCCCGAAGCUGUAUGACCCCGGCUACCCAGCCGACGGGGAGGACUACAACAUCAGUGCGCUGGUGACAGUGGCCACCAAGACUUUCCUGCGCUACGACAAGCUGCGGGCGCUGAUCGCCAGCGUGCGGCGCUUCUACCCCAGCAUCACCAUCGUGGUGGCAGAUGACAGCCCCCAGCCCGAGCGGCUGGUCGGCCCCCACCUCGAGCACUACCUCAUGCCCUUCGGCAAGGGCUGGUUUGCGGGCAGGAACUUGGCCAUCUCGCAGGUGGCCACCAAGUACGUGCUGUGGGUGGACGACGACUUCAUCUUCACGCCCCGCACGCGGCUGGAGAAGCUGGUGGACGUGCUGGAGAAGACCAGUCUGGACCUGGUGGGGGGCGCGGUGCGGGAGAUCACGGGCUACUCCGCCACGUACCGGCACAAGAUCAGCGUAGAGCCGGGGGGACCCGAGGGCGACUGCCUGCGGGUGGUGCCGGGCUGGCACCACCCCAUCGCCGGCUUCCCCGGCUGCGUCGUGGCUGACGGUGUCAUCAACUUCUUCCUGGCGCGGACCGACAAGGUGCGGCAGGUCGGCUUCGACCCGCGCCUCAGCCGUGUCGCCCACAUCGAGUUCUUCAUCGACGGGCUGGGCGUGCUGCACGUGGGCUCGUGCGAGGACGUGGUGGUGGACCAUGCCUCCAAGCUGCGGCUGCCCUGGCGCCAGACGGAGAGCGAGCGGCAGUAUGCCCGCUUCCGCUACCCACCGCCCGCCGACAGCAGCAUCAACACCAAGCACGGCCUCUUCUACUUCAAGAACCGCUUCAAGUGCAUGGCAGGCAACUAGCCGCCCGGACGCCUGGGUCCCCUCCCUGUGGCAGGGCAGGCCCGCUCCCCGGAUGCCUGGGUCCUCUCUCUGGAGAGAUGGGGCAUAAUGCUGCUGUGGCUUCUUACCUGUUUUGUACCACCCGGGAGCAUGGGCCUGCUGCCCCCUGCCCCCACUAAGGUGAGAGGGAGGAAACCCCAGUCCACUUUUCCCAGAGGCCUGGGGGGCGCUGGGCUGCCCGGAGCAGAGGCAGGACCCAGGUGUCCGAGCCCUCUCCCGUGCCCUGCAUACAGGAGCCAUGUGCCAAAGCCACCAUGAUGCCCAUCAUACCUGUGCAUGUGGGUGGGGAGGGUCUUAGCAGGGACCCCCUGGGCUGGGGACCUUGUGCCAGGUCAAGCCCCAGGGCACCCAGAUUGGGGGGGGGGGGGCAGUGCCAGCUACUCGCAUGCCCCAGGUGUGUUUCACAUCUGCGUGUCAGCAGGGGCAGGGGCAGAUCGGGGUCUGAGCUGCCCCAGGGCAGCUCCAGAGCCCGCCACCUCCCCUGCCCCGGAGUUUUCUACCCUUGACCAAAAUCGUGAGAUUCUAGACAAACAGACGUUUGUAUUUAAAAAUGGAGAGUCUUAUGUACAGAGGACCCCCCCCACCCCCCAUUUGGGGUUAAAGUCCCGACUCCCUCAGCCCCGCCCCCUGCCUUGCUGCUCUCCCCGCCCCUCAACUUUCUACCUACUUUUUUCUUGUUUUGCGAGUAAAGGGGCGUGGCGGGUGCAGUGACGUCAUGGGUGACGUCACCGGCAACGGCCAAUCAGGGCUGGGUGUGCAGGCCUCCUAGGGGCUGCAGUGUUGCCCUCCAGUGGCCCAGCAGGGAAGUGCAGCUGGGGGGCUCGGACACCUGGGUCUUGCUUCUGCGGGGGGGGGGGGGGGGGGGUCACUGGUGCCAGCCCCAGGCUGCAGGCUUGGGGGGCAGUGACGGGCAAGGGGGAGCCCCCCAGGGGCCUGAGGCCUUGUACAUUCCUUCUUGCCCCCGCUUGGAGGGGGUCUCCCCCCUGGACCCCCCCAGCAGGUCCAAAAUAAAGGGACUUCCCUGC